UUUUUCACAUCUUUUUCCUCCGUGUGAUAGACGAAUGGUAUCCAUCAACGAGGAGAUAAGAAGAAAAGAAAAAAAAAAAAAGAAAGAAAAAAAGGGCGAAAGAGGAAGAGUCAUUUUGAUGUGUAAAAUUGAAGAGGCAAAGCGUAUCUCAACAUUGUCGGCGGCAGACGGAACGCGUUUAUCUCUUUGUGACUGGAAAACGUCCAGCGUUCGUUGAAAAGCUCGAGUGGGACGAUAUUUCGUUAUAGUUCAGCGUGGGCGAUUUAAAAGUUACUGUUUCUUCGAUGGUUUUGUGUCGUCAGAUAGAUAGAUAGAUAGAUAUAGAGAGAAAGAGGGAAGAGACAUAAACAAGUGUGUAAAAAAAUAGAAAAAUAAAAAUGGGAUGACAGAGUGAAGAGAGAGAGAGAUAGAGAGAGAGAGAGAGAGAGAGAGAGAGGUAGAGAGAUAGAGAAGAGGAUAGCUAUCAGAGAGAAAGAGGACGUCAUGGCAUGAAGAGGGACGACUAGUCCACGAAUUUGUGUUUUGGCAUCGAACUCGGCGGGACCCACGUUCGUUUGGUUGGAAAUCCGCGCACGGUUAGGAUUAGUCAGUAAGUUUCGUUCGCUCAUCGGAUGAGAUGCGCACUGUUCUGCCGCUUAACUGCCAAACGUUAUUGUCGUCGUCGUCGUCGUCGUCGUUGUCGUCGUCCUUGUCGUCAUUGUAUAAUUUAAUUCCGUUUCGUUCAUAAAACACAAUUUCUCUAUGCUCGAUGAAGAAACGGUAGUUGUCUAUUACAUCUGCCGGAAAUUUAUAAUCGAUUUUCUUUAGGACGUUUCCGUAAUCAUCAUCAUCAUCAUCAUCAUCAUCGUCAUCAUCAUCUCUGUCGCCUCAUCGACGCAACCCGUUUUCGUAUGACGUCUUUGUCGCGCUAUUUGUGUUCGUUUUAUUGUACAACGGGAAACGUCAAAAUGUGUAUCUACUUUCAGAGAUUGAAUUAUACGAGAUCGUUAUUGAAUCCUCAUAACAAUCGGUAAAAUCAUCGAUUAAUAGUUUAGAUCUUUUUUCUUAUAUCAGCGUUCGUUGAAGUUCGUUACGUGAGUCUAAUCCGAUCACUAUUAUAAUCCCGACUCCGACACCCCAUCAUACCCCCUCCGACGGAUCUACUAACUCAAUUUCUUUGUAAAUUAGUAUCCUUUGAUCUUCUCGGACGGGUCAUAAAGUUUCUUCUCGGCCGUUUAGUUUUCGAUUAAUAGUACGAGGUGAAUGACCGUGGAAAUGAAACGCGAGCUUUAUUUAACGAUUAAUAAUUUGGACGUCGUCGAUGAUGGUCGUUGGAAAAGGGCAGAGUGUUCUUUAUCAUUGGCGAAAUCGCAGGACUCUAGAGAUUAAGAAUCGAACGUGAUUAUUGAACAAUUUUUUAAAGAAAUCGCCUUUUUCGAAUAGUAUGCGUGCGUGCGUACGUACAUACGUGCAAUAAAAGAGAGAAGUGAGAAUGAUAGACACUGUUACAGAAUUGUACUAUCUUUUACGCGUGUCCAGAAUAAGAAGCGAUGGCCUCGUCUUUAGGCUACAUGCUCUAACAACGAUCUUGAUGCUGCUAUUUUCCGUAAUUAUUAGCAGCAAGCAAACUGUGGGAAAUCCAAUAGAGUGCGUACAUACGAGAGACAUUCCUGUAGAGGCCUUCAAUGCGUACUGUUGGAUACACAGUACGUAUAUCGUGAGCGGUGGUGCUAUGCUUGGUGUCGCAGGGGCAAACGUUGCAUAUCCUGGUGUUGCCUCGUCUUUCGGCAUUUUACAAAGACGUUAUCAGGACGAGGAGGAUCAUCGUCAUGUCAACGAUCAAAUAAAAAGAGUCAAGUAUUAUCAGUGGGUUGCCUUCGUGCUUAUCUUUCAGAAAAAGUAAAAAGGAUAGUUUUCAAACACGAUAUACAAAUGAUCAUCGUCUCGGCGUAAACGAACUGAUAUGGAUCUAUCUGAUUGACUUGUGUUUAAAAAAGAAAGGGGAAAAAUAAGAGAGAAAAAAAAAAGAGAGAAACGACGACAUAACAUCUUGUGAGAAACGAUUGACGCGUAGGUGUAACGUCGUCGACAUUCAGCCAGUGGGGAAAAAAAAUUGAUUAUUUACCUUUUUCUAUAAGCGAACCGUUUCUGUGUUGUAUAUUCAACAAGGGAAAAGCGGAUAUAUAGGAUGUGCUUAGAAAAACAUAUCUCAUUUCUUCGUGUUAUACUCACGAACAUAAGUUUAACGUACCAGAAGACUCGUUUGUCGAAGACUCUGUUUGUCUGUGUGUGUGUGUCUGUGUGUGCUUCUUUUUUUUCACAUAUAUUAUUUUUUUUUUUUUUUUUUUAUUUAUUUAUUUAUUCUUUUUUUUUUUUUCAUUUUUCUUUUCCUUCAAUAAAGGCCACGUACGUACGUAUAAAAGACAUCGCGAACUCGAAUGUAACGACGAAGCGUAUUAAAAGCAUUUCGGAGAAUCAACGUGGCUUAAACGCUCGACCAUUUAUAAUUCGGUUGCAGUCAAUUUCAGAAUAUCUCAUCUUGUAUUUGCGUAUUGCCAGAGAGAUAGCAGAUUUAUUGGAUUCAACGAGAAGAUGGAUAUCGUCAUAAUCGUGUCAUAAUAUCGGCCUGUAAUUUAUUAGAAACGGAGUCGCGUGAGGCUCACGUACGCGUAUGUCAAUAAUCCAAAGCCAUUAAAGCUGUUCAAAAGUGAUCGGCAGAUGGUUAGAGAACGAUUAUGCAAUGAUUCUAAGUUACAGCGACGUUUCCACCCCCUCCCUCCCCCCCUCUCUCUCUCUCGUCUAUAAGCAUGAAAGAGGGAAGACCAGAUUUUUGAGUCGGACCAGACUCUUCUUAAGCAGCAUAAGCCUCGCCAUGUGAUUUAUCUAUGUGGUUCGAUAGACGCGACGAGGGUACUUGAAGAAGCUCGUUUAACUAAAUCAGAACUAUUCACCGAUGGAAUCACGACUUUACCAUAUGAAAUUCUAGAUAUUUGAUUGAUAUAUAUAUAUAUAUAUAUAUAUAUAUAUAUCAUUAAUAAAAAAUGUAUGGCCGAAGGAUAAUAUUGUCACGAUAUAAAAAUUAUACAACAUUGAACAAUAUUGAAAUUAUACUUUGAAAGGUAUCGAAUCUAAAUGGUGAUGAUAAAAUGAUCGUAUUCGAAUGAAAUCGAAUCGUAAAAUACGAACGUUCCUUUUGGGACGAUACGUAACUCCUGCAUGAUUCUAUUUAAGUCCGUCUAUUUCGUAUGAAAUUAGUAAGUACGCGAAUAAAAGCAAAAUAUUUAUUUACAUAUCGCCGGCACCGAACGAGAAAGCACUUAUCUCCGAGAAGUUAUAACGUGUCUUAGGCGUUGAUUCGUCGAAGCA
Vespa crabro (European hornet) is the source of this 3345-nucleotide messenger RNA. RefSeq names its product innexin shaking-B-like. Gene Ontology annotation, cellular component: gap junction; plasma membrane. Gene Ontology annotation, molecular function: gap junction channel activity. Bases 1472 to 1882 code for a protein of 136 amino acids. The transcript has 4 exons. The record is from RefSeq and is a predicted model, not a curated record. Lineage: Eukaryota; Metazoa; Arthropoda; Insecta; Hymenoptera; Vespidae.